AUGUCUGCCGCUACUAAAAAGAGAUACAUCACCAACAAGGUUGGAAGCGAGUUCUAUGAACUUGCUGAAGAAGAUAUCAUUGCACAGGUCCGGCAAUCGCGAGGAAACAACCUGCAUGAAGUAUACGAUCAGAACGGCGACAGCUACGUCGUUUCGAUGCCAACAAAGUUUCGGAAAGCCGUUUGGCUCCGUCGCGACCAAUUCGUUGUUGUUCGACCGAUUGCUGAAGGGGACAAGGUUAAAGGAGAGAUCGAAUACAUUUUGGAUCAGGAGAACGUGCUCUACAUUCGAGAGCUCGGGAAAUGGCCGUCGUGCUUCGAGGAACAGGCUCUGAAAAUGACUCGAGAAUCAAAGCGCGGGAACACGAAUGACCAAAUGAUUGAUGACGAUAUGCUUCCACCAAGUGAAAGCGAAGAGGAGGAUGACGAAUCGGAAGAGGAGGAGGGGACGUAUGAUGAGGAUGAGGACGUCGACGAUGAAGACGAGGAAGAAUUCGAUACGUACAACCCGAACCGAAUGCAGGCGCCUUCCAAAUAA
Caenorhabditis remanei is the source of this 537-nucleotide messenger RNA. RefSeq lists its product as uncharacterized. Lineage: Eukaryota; Metazoa; Nematoda; Chromadorea; Rhabditida; Rhabditidae. Gene Ontology annotation, biological process: translational initiation. Gene Ontology annotation, molecular function: translation initiation factor activity; RNA binding. The record is from RefSeq and is a predicted model, not a curated record. The transcript is spliced from 4 exons. Gene Ontology annotation, cellular component: nucleus. Bases 1 to 537 code for a protein of 178 amino acids.